AUGCCUACAGCAGCAGCCGCGGCCGGACCUGCAGUAGCAGCCGCCGCCGAGCCAGCAGCAGCAGCCGCGGUCGGACCUGCAGUAGCAGCCGCCGCCAGACCUGCAGCAGCUGCCGCGGCCCAGCCUGCAGCAGCAGCCGCCGCCGGACCUGCAGCAGCUGCCGCCGCCGAGCCUGCAGCAACAGCCGCGGCAGAGCCUGCAGUCGCAGCCGCCGCCAGACCUACAGCAGCGGCCGCCGCCGACCCUGCAGCAGCAGCUGCCGCCGACCCUGCAGCAGCUGCCGCCGCCGACCCUGCAGCAGCUGCCGUCGCCGAGCCAGCAGCAGCAGCCGCCGCCGGACCUGCAGCAGCUGCCGCCGCCGAGCCUGCAGCAGCAGCCGCCGUUCGAGAAUACAACAGCAGCCGCCGCCGUCCCUGCAGCAGCGGCCGUUCCCGAGCCUUCAGCAGCUGCCACCACCGUCACGACUGCCCCGGCCCUGCCCUGCUAGAGCCGCACUGCCCUGCCCUACCGCGCUACUGCUGCUGCUGUCACUGCUACUGA
This is a messenger RNA of Closterium sp. Yama58-4, 540 nucleotides long. Lineage: Eukaryota; Viridiplantae; Streptophyta; Zygnematophyceae; Desmidiales; Closteriaceae. The record is from the annotation of a GenBank genome assembly.